GACCAUAUAACGAUAAAUCCGCGGUCACUCUGAAGAACACAUGUAAAUAUAAAAAUAAAAACAAUUGAAAUAUAAUGCAAGGGCUGAAGUCCGGAAGCUGAAGCUGCACCAUGUCUCUGGCCUUCGACCUGAGCAACUCCGGCGGUGCUUAUCAACCACUGGACAGCGGAAGCGGCAAAGACGCGUCGGCAGCGGUCCCGCAGAGACACGCGAUGAGCAUGAGGGUCUCGUGGAUCAGGCAAUGGCGCCGCUAUAAACUGCCCGCCUUGGUUCUCAUGAUGAUGUUUCUGAUGUCCUGCCUUGCGUACCGCAUCAUGGGUCAAAGGCCGAGCAGGAUGCUCCUCCCACGGACUUGCACCGCAGCUCCCCACUGCUGGAUGCUUACGAGGAUUUCAGCGCGAUGCGGGCCGGCGACCUAAAGAUGCGCAUCGAGGAGAUGGUAAGAAUCAAGAGCACUGUGUCAGCUACGCGAGCUAGAGUCUCGCCGCCAGAAACUGCAGUCGGACAUCAGUCAGUACAAUCAAAAAAUUGAGGAGCUGAAGCAGGAGCUGCUCCGUGAGCAGACCGAGUUGGAGCGUCUCAAGAUGUCCGUGGAGCAGGCGCAGGUGGCCCAGCGGGAGGCAGUGCAGCGCAACACUCCUGAUCUUGCCCUGCCGCGCACCCUCCUGCCCAACUCCCUGCCCCGAAAGAUGAAUACUGUCUCGACGGGCGUAGCCGCCUCCUGUGCGAUGCACAACUGCUUCGACCACUCCCGUUGCAGCCUCACCUCCGGCUUUCCAGUAUACCUUUAUGACCCCCACGAACACAACGUCCAGCGAACUGGCUACGAUAUCGAUGGCUUCCUUAAGACAACUCUCAAACAAACGCUCGGCUACAACGCGCACAUAGUGAGGGAUCCAACGCAAGCCUGCAUCUACCUGGUGCUGGUAGGCGAGGCUCUGCUGGAACAGGACCUGCUUCGAAACAACCGAUAUGCGGCCCAAGAGGUUGAGCAGCAACAGCCGACGGCUCCCAGCCAAACACACGACUGCCCCAUCGAAAUGCAGAAGCUGUACAACCUGCCCUACUGGGGAGGCGAUGGCCGCAACCAUGUGCUGCUAAACCUGGCACGUCGGGACCUCUGCUCCCGUAGGACGAAUGCACUGCUCCAGCAGAACACCAUGCGAGCCAUUGUGGUGCAGAGCGCCUUCGAGCUGGACCAGUUCCGGCCCGGAUACGAUCUGAUUGUGCCACCCAUCCUCGGUCCUAUCACUAAAAACUCUUCAAGCUGCGAUAGCAUCCACUUUCUUGAGAAAACAUAAUUUCGGAAAGCAAAGUAGGCUGCGGUGUGUAAGCGUCUGUGUCUGUGUGUGGGUGCUGUGAAGUGCUCCCCAACCAUUGUUUGUUUACUGGCCAAUCUCAAACAACUUCCGGAAACUGAAAGUUCGCCGCGUUAUCUGCAAAAAAUU
Molecule: messenger RNA, 1448 nt
Organism: Drosophila pseudoobscura
Lineage: Eukaryota; Metazoa; Arthropoda; Insecta; Diptera; Drosophilidae
Product: exostosin-3-like
Exons: 3
Coding region: 585-1301 (238 amino acids)
Source: RefSeq, a predicted model, not a curated record